CAUGGCAGUGUCCGUCCGGUCCGCGCGGGCGCUGCCUGGCUCAGAUAAAGUACAGAAAGAAAAGGCUGGACAAACCUCAGAGCCUAGGCAGGGCAGCCGAAUGGGGAAACUCUUGGGUUUUGAGUGGACAGAUUUGUCCAGCUGGAGAAGGCUGGUGACCCUGCUGAAUCGACCAACUGAUCCUGCAAGCCUGGCCGUCUUCCGUUUUCUCUUUGGGCUGUUGAUGGUACUGGACAUUCCCCAGGAGCGAGGGCUUAGCUCCCUGGACCGCAGAUAUUUGGACGGGCUGGAUGUGUGCCGCUUCCCAUUACUGGAUGCCCUGCGCCCAUUGCCACUUGACUGGAUGUAUCUUGUCUACACCAUCAUGUUUCUGGGGGCACUGGGCAUGAUGCUGGGCUUGUGCUACCGGAUAAGCUGUGUGUUGUUCCUGCUGCCAUACUGGUAUGUGUUUCUCCUGGACAAGACGUCAUGGAACAACCACUCCUAUCUGUAUGGUUUGUUGGCCUUUCAGCUGACGUUCAUGGAUGCAAACCGCUACUGGUCUAUGGAUGGUUUGCUGAGUGCUCAGAAGAGGAAUGCCCAGGUGCCCCUUUGGAACUAUGCAGUGCUCCGUGGCCAGAUCUUCAUUGUGUACUUCAUUGCGGGUGUGAAAAAACUGGAUGCAGACUGGGUUGAAGGUUAUUCCAUGGACUACCUGUCCCGGCACUGGCUCUUCAGUCCUUUCAAACUAGUGUUGUCUGAGGAGAUGACUAGCCUACUGGUGGUACAUUGGUGUGGGCUACUGCUCGACCUCUCAGCUGGCUUCCUGCUCUUCUUUGAUGCCUCAAGACCUGUUGGCCUUCUCUUCGUGUCUUAUUUCCACUGCAUGAAUUCCCAGCUCUUCAGCAUUGGUAUGUUUUCCUAUGUCAUGCUGGCCAGCAGCCCUCUCUUUUGCUCCCCUGAAUGGCCUCGGAAGCUGGUAUCCCGCUGUCCAAAAAGGCUGCAAGAGCUCCUGCCCCUCAAGGCUGCCCCUCAGCCCAGUGCUUCCUGUGUGUACAAGAGGAGCCGGGCCAAGGGGAGUCAGAAGCCAGGGCUGCGGCAUCAGCUAGGAGCUGCCUUCACCCUGCUCUACCUCCUGGAGCAGCUCUUCCUGCCCUAUUCCCAUUUUCUCACUCAGGGCUAUAACAACUGGACAAAUGGGCUUUAUGGCUAUUCCUGGGACAUGAUGGUACAUUCCCGCUCCCACCAACAUGUGAAGAUCACCUACCGUGAUGGCCGCACUGGAGAACUGGGGUACCUUAACCCUGGGGUGUUCACACAGAGUCGGCGAUGGAAGGAUCAUGCAGACAUGCUGAAGCAAUAUGCCACUUGCCUGAGCCUCCUGCUUCCCAAGUACAAUGUCACUGAGCCCCAGAUCUACUUUGAUAUUUGGGUCUCCAUCAAUGACCGCUUCCAGCAGAGGAUUUUUGACCCUCGUGUGGACAUUGUGCAGGCCGACUGGUCUCCCUUCCGGCGUACAUCCUGGCUGCAGCCACUUUUAAUGGAUCUGUCUCCCUGGAGAGCCAAGUUACAGGAGAUCAAGAGCAGUCUGGACAACCACACUGAGGUGGUCUUCAUUGCAGACUUCCCUGGGCUGCACCUGGAGAAUUUUGUGAGUGAAGACCUGGGCAACACUAGCAUCCAGCUGCUGCAGGGGGAGGUGACUGUGGAGCUGGUGGCAGAACAGAAGAACCAGACUCUUCGGGAGGGAGGAAAAAUGCAGUUGCCUGCUGGUGAGUACCACAAGGUUUAUACCGUGUCAUCCAGCCCUUCCUGCUACAUGUACAUCUAUGUCAACACUACGGACCUUGCUUUGGAGCGAGACCUGGCACAUCUGCAAGAACUGAAGGAGAAGGUAGAGAAUGGAAGCGAAACAGGGCCUCUACCUCCAGAGCUCCAACCUCUACUGGAGGGGGAUGUAAAAGGGGGCCCAGAGCCAACACCUCUAGUUCAAACCUUUCUUAGACGCCAGCAGAGGCUCCAGGAGAUUGAACGCCGGCGAAAUACCCCUUUCCAUGAGCGCCUUUUUCGCUUCUUGUUAAGAAAGCUCUAUCUCUUUCGCCGUAGUUUCUUGAUGACCUGUAUCUCACUUCGAAAUCUGGCCCUCGGCCGUCCUUCACUGGAGCAGCUGGCCCAAGAGGUGACUUAUGCAAACUUGCGGCCCUUUGAGCCAGCUGAAGAGUCGAGUCAUUCACACACAGAUUCUUCAAAUCCUAAUCUUCCUGAGUCAAACUCUGACUCUGUUCACUUAGAGCUCUGAGUGGGAUCAAUUCUUGGAUUGCAGAUAGAGGAGUAAGCAGUGAAAGGACCAUUACUUAUACAGUGGACAUUGAU
Messenger RNA from Orycteropus afer afer, 2352 nucleotides. It is a transcript of the gene GGCX, whose product is annotated as gamma-glutamyl carboxylase. NCBI's taxonomy places the organism in Eukaryota, Metazoa, Chordata, Mammalia, Tubulidentata, Orycteropodidae. The record is from RefSeq and is a predicted model, not a curated record. Gene Ontology annotation, biological process: peptidyl-glutamic acid carboxylation. Gene Ontology annotation, molecular function: gamma-glutamyl carboxylase activity; vitamin binding.